GGUGUGUGUAGGAGACGCGUUACUGGACGAUCAAACACUAAUGCUGCACGAGGACCUAUGCCUGGUGGCAGCACUUCCAACAUGAUGCGCAUCUAUUCGGAUGAUUCCCCCGGUCUUCGAGUUGAUCCUGUGGUUGUACUUGUUCUGUCGCUGACUUUCAUUGCCUCGGUGUUUGGUCUGCAUAUCGUGGGCAAGUUCUUGCGUGCUUAG
This is a messenger RNA of Zychaea mexicana, 210 nucleotides long. RefSeq names its product Sec61beta family-domain-containing protein. The transcript is spliced from 2 exons. The record is from RefSeq and is a predicted model, not a curated record. Gene Ontology annotation, biological process: intracellular protein transport. Gene Ontology annotation, cellular component: Sec61 translocon complex. The annotation marks the transcript as partial. NCBI's taxonomy places the organism in Eukaryota, Fungi, Mucoromycota, Mucoromycetes, Mucorales, Lichtheimiaceae.